Molecule: messenger RNA, 3621 nt
Organism: Rhagoletis zephyria (snowberry fruit fly)
Lineage: Eukaryota; Metazoa; Arthropoda; Insecta; Diptera; Tephritidae
Source: RefSeq, a predicted model, not a curated record
AUCAUGUACAUCAAACAGAUCAUCAUCAACGGCUUCCGCUCGUACCGCGAGCAGACGGUCAUCGAGCCGUUCAGCCCGCGCCACAACGUGGUGGUCGGCCGUAACGGCUCCGGCAAGUCGAACUUCUUCUACGCCAUUCAGUUCGUGCUGAGCGACGAGUUCAGCCACCUGCGGCCCGACCAGCGCCAGCAGCUGCUGCACGAGGGCCCCGGCCAGCGGACGAUGAUCGCCUACGUGGAGAUCAUCUUCGACAAUGCGGACAACCGCCUGCCGAUUGACGAGCCGAUCGUCACCCUGCGCCGCCAGAUCGGCCUCAAGAAGGACCAGUACUACCUGAACAAGAAGAUCGUCACGCGGGCCGAUGUGAUGAACGUGCUGGAGAGCGCCGGCUUCUCCCGCUCCAACCCCUACUACAUCGUCAAGCAGGGCAAGAUCAACCAGAUGGCCACCGCUCCGGAUCCGCAGCGCCUGAAAAUCCUCCGCGAAGUGGCCGGGACGCGAAUCUACGACGAGCGGAAGGAGGAGUCGCGCGUCGUCCUCCGCGAAACCGAGAACAAACUGGAGAAGAUCAUCGACCUGAUCAAGUACAUCGAGGAGAAGCUGCAGACGCUGGAGGGGGAGAAGGAGGAGCUCCGGGAGUACCAGAAGUGGGACAAGAUGCGCCGCGCCCUCGAGUACACCAUCUUCAACAACGAGCUGGAGGAGGCGCGCAAGCGGCAGAAGGAGCUGGAGAACCGCCGCGAGACGAGCAGCAUGGUCACGGAGAAACUGCGCGAGCAGCUGCAGGGCAGCACCGAGAAGCUGAAGGACCUCGGUAGAGACUUGCGGGAGGUGAAGACGAAACUGCAGACCUACCGCGACGAGAAGGAGACGCUGCAGCACGAGCACAGCGCCUUCCUCAAGGACAAGACCCGCCUGGAGCUGCACAUUCGCGACCUGCGCGACGAGGUGGAGGGCGACGCCAGCUCCAAACAACGAGCCGAGAAGGAGCUCACCUCGCUGAAGGAGAAGAUCCUGGAGAAGCAGACGGAGCUGAAUCAGAUCAAGCCGGAGUACGAGGAGAUGAAGCGGCUGGAGGAGGAGUGCACCCGCCAGCUGAACAUCAGCGAGCAGAAGCGGUCGGAGCUGUACGCGAAGCAGGGCCGGGGCAGUCAGUUCACCUCGAAGGGCGAGCGCGACAAGUGGAUUCAGACGGAGCUGAAGGCGCUGCAGCGCAAUGUCCAGGACAAGCGGGUGCAGAUUGAGCGGCUGCGGGAGGACCUGAAGAGAGACGCGAAGCGGAAGGAUGAGCUGGAGGCGAAGAUUGACGAACUCUCGAAGGAGCUAGAUAACAACCGCUCGAGCAUUGACGUGCAGAACAAGUCCUACUACGACAUGAAGAAGAAGAAGGACGCGCUGCAGAGUGAGCGAAACGACAUGUGGCGACAGGAGAAUGCCCUGCAGCAGAACUACAACAUGCUGCUGGAGGAGAAGUCGAAGAAGGACCAGCUGCUGCGGUCGAUGGUGGGCAAGACGAUCCUCAACGGGCGCGACUCGGUCAACAAGGUGCUGGGCAUCUUUGCGGAGAGGGGCGGCGUGUACGACCAGAUUGCCAAGCACUACUAUGGGAUGCUGAUUGAGAACUUUGACUGCGUGAAGGAGUUCUACACGGCCAUUGAGAUGACGGCGGGCAAUAAGCUCUUUCACCACAUUGUGGAGAACGACAAGGUGGGCACGCGGAUUCUCCAGGAGAUGAACAAGCUGAAGCUGGCCGGCGAGGUGACCUUCAUGCCCAUCAACCGCCUCUACUCCAAGGACAUUGACUACCCGCAGACGGCGGACGCCAUUCCGAUGAUCUCCCGGCUGACCUUCGACAAGAAGCACGACACGGUGAUGAAGUUCAUCUUCGGGAAGACGCUGAUCUGCCGCUCGCUGGAGGUGGCCACCUCGCUGGCGCGCACCAGCCACCUCGACUGCAUCACCCUCGACGGCGACCAGGUGUCGCACAAGGGCAGCCUGACGGGCGGGUACUUCGACACGCGGCGCAGUCGGCUGGAGCUGCACAAGUCGCACUCGACGCUGAUGAAGGACAUCGCCGAGGCGAAGGAGAAGGUCGACUCGCUCCACGAGAAGGUGAACGAGGUGGAGCAGCAGAUCAACCAGAUCGUGGGGGAGAUGCAGCGGGCGGAGACGAAGAACAGCAAGAAUAAGGACACCUUCGACAAGAUGAAGACCGACAUACGGCUGCUGAAGGACGAGCUGGCGGCGAAUGAGCGCUCAAAGGGGCCGAAGGAGCGCUCGCUGGUGUCGCACGAGUCCAGUCUCAGCUCGAUGGAGUCGCUGCAGGAGUCGCUGAAGAGCGAGCUCCAGCAGGACCUGCUGACGCAGCUCUCGCUGGCGGACCAGCAGGAGGUGGACCGCCUCAAUGAUGAGAUCCGCCAGCUGACGCAGCGCAACAAGGAGGCCUUCAGCCGGCGGAUGCAGCUGGAGGCGCAGAAGAACAAGCUGGAGAACCUGCUCAAUAACAACCUCUGCCGGCGGCGGGACGAGCUGGAGGCGGCGCUGCAGGAGAUCAGCGUGGAGGACCGCCGCCAGAAGCUGGACAGCGAGUCGCAGGAGAUGGGCCUGAUCUCCCGGCGCAUCGACACCGUCCUCGAGCAGAUGCGCGCCCUGGAUGAGAGCAUCGAGAAGACGGCGCGCAAGCAGAAGGAACUGCAGACCGAGGUGGAGCGGAAGAAGGCCGAGGAGCGCGAUACGAUUGAGCGCAUCAACGAGGACUCGAAGGACCUGGACAAGAUCACCUCGAAGAACUCGGUGCUGGCGAAGAAGAUUGAGGAGUGCAUGCGGAAGAUCCGCGAGCUGGGGACGCUGCCCGCCGACGCCGAGAUGAAGUACAACUCGAUGUCGCUGAAGGCGCUCUACAAGAAGCUGGAGGGCUGCAAUAAGGAGCUGCAGAAGUACUCGCAUGUGAACAAGAAGGCCCUCGACCAGUACAUGGACUUUAGCGAGAAGAAGGAGCGGCUGCUGCAGCGCAAGGCGGACCAGGACCAGGCGCACCGCUCCAUCGUCGACCUGAUGACGGCGCUGGAGCAGCGCAAGUACGAGGCGAUUCAGUUUACCUUUCGCCAGGUGUCCAGUUACUUUAGCGAGGUCUUUCGCAAGCUGGUCCCAAAUGGGCGUGCCAGCCUGGACAUGAAGACGGAUGAAAAUGUAAAAGGGGGCGGCGGCGGACAUGAGGCGGGCGGCCCGCCCACCAUUGACAACUUCACCGGCGUCAGCAUUCGCGUCUCCUUCACCGGCUCCAAUGCGGAGAUGAAGGACAUGCAGCAGCUCAGUGGUGGGCAGAAGUCGCUCGUCGCACUGGCCUUCAUCUUUGCCAUUCAGAAGUGCGACCCCGCCCCCUUCUACCUCUUUGAUGAGAUUGACCAGGCGCUCGAUCCGAUGCACCGAAAGGCUGUCGCCGAAAUGAUUCACGAGCUGGGCAACGACGCGCAGUUCAUCACCACCACCUUCCGGCCGGAGCUGCUGGAGAAUGCGGACAAGUUUUACGGCGUCAAGUUUCGAAAUAGGGUGAGCCACAUUGAGGUGGUCAGCAAGGAGGAGGCACAGGACUUUGUGGAGGACGACACUCAGCAGGUCUAA